CGCGGCUAAUGAAUAAUGGCAAGCGGUCAUUACCAGGGCCCAUGGCAUGACUGACACUGACAGGCCUGGACUGACACCGACAGACACUGACAGGUUUGACAGCCCCCGGUUAAUUGGGGGGUCCACAGCCCCGCUUAGAAUGAAUGCCAAUGCCAACCCCGGCGGGUCUUGGGCGGUUUUGCUGGCGCCGGUGGCUAUGAGGAUGGCGUCUGCACUCUGCAGGUUCUUUUGUGUGUGGGUUUUGGGGAUUAUGCUCUGUUCAUAAAUUACACAAAUAAGAGUAACGAGUUAUGUACAGUAGUACGUUGUUGUACAGUUAAGAC
Messenger RNA from Aspergillus versicolor CBS 583.65, 323 nucleotides. RefSeq lists its product as uncharacterized. NCBI's taxonomy places the organism in Eukaryota, Fungi, Ascomycota, Eurotiomycetes, Eurotiales, Aspergillaceae. The coding region runs from base 47 to 265 and encodes 72 amino acids. The record is from RefSeq and is a predicted model, not a curated record. The transcript has 2 exons.